AGAGGAGAUGAGGAAACGGCAUCCAACUGCUGCUCUGAUAACCAAAAACAUGGACUCUACUUUUGCCUUGAGAAGACGAGAGUUGGUGAACUUGGAGCCUCCAGUGAAAGACACAAUGGAAAGGUGGCCAGCACUCUUUACAGAGGGUCAGAUUCUGGCAGAGUUCUGUCGCUUGUCAAGCAAAAACCUGAAUACAGAAUUCUUCAAAGAACUUGACAAAUACACUCCUCGCUUCUUUGAGAUUUUCAAGAGCAAGGGGGGAAGUGUUGGCCAGAAACUUCAGAAGUAUCUGCAACAAGUCAGACCAGAGAGUACAGAUAUUACUGCGAAGCGAACGGCAGUCCUCCGUGGCCUUCCUGUGAUCCUUGGAGAUGAGAACACAGACUUCUUCAAGACAUGCUUUGACUGCGAAGACCCAGACAUGUCUCACACCCCCAUUGGGAUCCUGACCAUCAUUCCUGAGGACAGACAGGCCUCCCCUGACUCACUCCACCUUGAGUCUUCAGGUACUGCAAUCAUUUUGGAAGGAAGAAUUGUCAUGGAUGACCUUGGAAAUCUUCCACAUGCCAUGUGCUUGCUCUUUGGACUUACUUACGCUCUGAAUUUGGAGUACCCUCAACAACUGAAGUACACCUUUGACUUCAUCCAAAGGGUGCUUCUCUCACUUGGACAUAAAUCCCUAAAACCAAAAAUACAAUCACUCAAAAAUCUUCUGAUGCAAUGAGUGAACGUGUUCACGAUGUGAAUGUGACGUGACAUGGGUCACGUUGAUACCUUUACCCUUAUUGGAAAAGUGAUUUUCUUUUUUGUUUGAUCCUUUUUUGUGGGAGGGAGCCUCAUCACACUUUCAGACUACUAAAUGGUUUUAUGUUCAUGAGGAGAAACAUGAACACCUACUUUCCUUUUAGCUUUUCUUUUUCCUUUUGUGUUAAUGCUGACAUGAUUGUGGUGAUAUUGAUUACCAACAUCAGGUUCUUUAGCCAGUUAUCUCAGACUUGAUAUCUGUUGAAAGAUAUAUCUGUUGACUUAGUAUCUGUUGAAAGUCAAUCUCUAGUGCAGUGCUAAACUCAUCCACUAAGAAUUUAAAUCAGAAAGCUCUGAGCAGGUUUCAGCGGGAGCUGUCUUAAACAUCAGGAUUACAGUUGCACAUUCAGUUGAAAUAGUGAUCUUAUUUUGCAGUCAUGCAAUAGGUGGAUUGGAAACAGAGUUGAGCUAUAUUUGCUGUUCACUUUAUUGAUGUUAGGAUAAAUGUUAGGCCCUGUAAUUGACAAUUGAGUUUAUCUAUAGUUUGUUUCACACCAUAGUCAACAGAGAUAUUUAAGCAGGGAUUCUCUAAGUUUUAAUGACUGAGGGCCGUUUUAGGGACUCAAUAUUAGAUUGAAGGCCGCCCUAGAAAAAAGUCACGUGUCACUUUUUUCUGAAAAAGUCUAUGGAAAAGUUAGUCUUUAUAUUACAUACAAAGUUUUUUAAAAAAAAAAAAGGUUAGUGUUUAUAUUACUUACAAAGUAUGUAACCACACUUGAGAACCCCUGUAUUUA
Molecule: messenger RNA, 1538 nt
Organism: Epinephelus moara (kelp grouper)
Lineage: Eukaryota; Metazoa; Chordata; Actinopteri; Perciformes; Serranidae
Exons: 4
Coding region: 8-724 (238 amino acids)
Source: RefSeq, a predicted model, not a curated record